GUGGUCCAAAACUCCAAAUCCUUGAGGAUAAGAAAACCGCUCUCUCUCUCUGUCUCUCGCAUCCAUGCCAAUGCCUUUGAAGCGUUAGAAGAAGAAGAAGAAGAAAGACAUGUCAAUCCUAUCAGUUUCAUCAUCAUCCUCAUCAUCCGCAGCCGUUGGAUUAUUUAAUUCCCACAUACCCGCCCUUCCCAAUGCCUCAUUUCUCACCCCACUCCCACUCCCACUCGUUGGGGCUCACCCAGCAAAUGACCAGAAGAAUAAGAAGAAGCAGAAGUGGAGCGCUGCCGCCGCCAUUGGAGGAGGAGUCAUGGCCACCAAGCUCACAGUCCUCAGGACCCCACACACUCUUUUCUGUGAUGAAUUGUUUAAACACAGUAGCUUCCAAGCAAAAACUAGAGAUCCUCUGUGUUUCCGGGCACAAUAUAUCUUAUCCACUACAUCACAUUCAACAUCAACAGCAACAACUACAGUGCUUGAUAUGGAGAGGCUCAGAUUACCGUCUUUAGAAGUUAAUUCUGAUUCUCUGGCUUCAAGUAGACCGUGGACAUACACAGGGGCAAUCGGUCCUCCGACUGAGGCGAAUUUUGGAGCAACUUUAGCUACAGAAACUCUUCUUAUGAGUGAAGAGGCUGUAAUAGAAGCUGCUGCCGCUGAAGCUGUCACUCUUGCAAAAGCAGCACUGAAGGUUGCAAAGGAUGUGGCUAUACUGGUUAGCAGUAGCACUAAUCACUCUGCUAAACCAGAAAGUUCAUCUCCAGUUUCUCCAGAGACUAAAGCUUUGCAUUUCAAUUGGGCUCAGCAUAUGGAAACCAAACAGGUUUCUAGAGUAGGAGCUUCCAUGGGAGCUGAAACUGCAUUUGUGGAAGAUCAUUUCAUUCAAUCUGCAAUAAAAGAGUUGGAAGAAUUGGAGCGAACAAAUGAAGAAUUUGAACUUCUGCAGGAGCAACUUUCCAAGGGUAUAACUGCAAAAUCGAGUCGUCAAACGGAAAGGAAGGCCAGAAGAGCAAAAGCAGCAGAAAAGGCUGCUGCAAGUGUUGUGUCCAUGAAGUCUGGUUCAGCCACUAGAAAAAAGCGUUCUUCGGUACAAGAAAUAGACCACUCUGAUCCAUUGCGUUACUUGAGAUCAACUACCCACACUUCUCGCCUUCUGACUGCAAACGAAGAAAUUGAGCUUUCUGAAGGAAUCCAGGAACUACUGAAACUGGAAAAGCUGCAUGAGGAGCUUGCACAAAGAUGUGGUGGUCAGCCCACCAUUGCACAAUGGGCUGCAGCAGCAGGAGUUGAUCAGAAGACUUUGAGGAAGCGUGUAAACUAUGGUAUUCUGUGCAAAGACAAAAUGAUCAAGAGCAACAUAAGGCUUGUAAUAUCAAUUGCAAAAAAUUAUCAGGGAGCUGGGAUGAAUCUUCAAGAUCUUGUGCAGGAAGGAUGUCGAGGCCUUGUAAGAGGUGCAGAGAAAUUUGACGCUUCAAAGGGUUUUAAGUUCUCAACCUAUGCACACUGGUGGAUUAAACAGGCUGUUCGAAAAUCUCUUUCUGACCAGUCCAGAACAAUUCGCUUACCCUUUCACAUGGUGGAGGCGACAUAUAGAGUUAGAGAGGCUAAAAAGCAACUGUACAGUUUAAAUGGAAGACAUCCUAACGAUGAAGAAGUCGCAGAGGCAACAGGGCUGUCGAUGAAAAGGCUUUCUGCUGUAUUACUGACUCCAAAAGCCCCUAGAUCUCUGGAGCAGAAAAUUGGAAUCAACCAGAAUCUAAAACCUUCGGAAGUAAUCUCAGAUCCCGAUGCAGAAACAGCAGAAGAUCUGCUGAUGAAAAAAUUUAUGAAGCGGGAUUUGGAGAAGGUACUAGAUAGUCUCAAUCCUAGAGAGAAGCAGGUUGUCAGAUGGAGGUUUGGAUUGGAGGAUGGAAGGAUGAAGACACUGCAAGAGAUAGGGGAGCUGAUGGGAGUUAGUAGAGAGAGAAUUAGACAAAUAGAGUCAUGUGCAUUCCGAAAACUGAAGAACAAGAAAAGAACGAAACAUUUACAGCAGUACGUGGUUUCAUAGGCCGAUGUCAAUAUGGUGGUUAAAUUGCAAAUUUAGUAAGUAGUUCAUUUGAGGUUCAUACGGCGCAUCUUCAUUUUCAUCUAUAUUAUGGCUUCGCUUUCCAUGUCGCCAAGUGGAAAUGUACUCUUUUCACUUUUUUGUAACACGAAAGAAUAUUUGUGCAUAGAAAGUUAGAAACAGAAAUUUUGGAUGAAGCAUUUCAAAUUCUUUUAAUGUAUCAAAGUAAUUAAAAGUAAAUUCAUAUGAACAAUCGUAAAGAAACUUGUAUGUCAAGUACUAUUUUCGCCUGA
This is a messenger RNA of Malus domestica (apple), 2334 nucleotides long. RefSeq names its product RNA polymerase sigma factor sigB-like. Gene Ontology annotation, biological process: DNA-templated transcription initiation; regulation of DNA-templated transcription. The record is from RefSeq and is a predicted model, not a curated record. NCBI's taxonomy places the organism in Eukaryota, Viridiplantae, Streptophyta, Magnoliopsida, Rosales, Rosaceae. Gene Ontology annotation, molecular function: DNA-binding transcription factor activity.